This is a messenger RNA of Limulus polyphemus (Atlantic horseshoe crab), 2627 nucleotides long. RefSeq names its product RCC1 and BTB domain-containing protein 1-like. The transcript has 14 exons. Gene Ontology annotation, molecular function: protein binding. The record is from RefSeq and is a predicted model, not a curated record. Lineage: Eukaryota; Metazoa; Arthropoda; Merostomata; Xiphosura; Limulidae. Bases 707 to 2302 code for a protein of 531 amino acids.
UUCAUGUUAGAUGUAAAGUAAAGCCUAAAAGUAUAAGGCUAGAAAUAGAAUUAAAAUUAAAUCUUAAUCAUCAACUCAUGAUCAAGAAAUGUAACACGCAGCGCAAGAAACGCCAACAGUAACACUGGAAACCGUUAAACUCGAGUACUACACUAGUCUGUGCAAUAUAGAAGUACUGCUACUAAAACUAUUAGUAAAAUUCAUUGUAAUUUGCGUAAAUUACUAUAUACUAAAUUGUAGUACUAAGUCAUAGUAAUAGUUCAAGGUGAUAACUCAUUAUAGGACAUGAAGACCAAAGCAUGAAAACCACUAGUUUCGGUUAUAAACAAGUGUUCAACUCUUGUUAAGUUGUAAAAGAACAUCCAUCAUUUCUUGUCCCACUCUCCAAUUGUAAUAUUUAUCAUGACAUGAACCUGCUUUGUGGCAACAUGUGAUCACCUCAAACUUCAGACAUAGCACCUACUUUUAAACCUUUUUUAGUUACAUAAUUCUCCUUAAAAAAGCAGUUUGUAAAUAUUUUAAUGAAUAAUACUGCUGAAAUGCUGUUUCAGAUUAAAGGCAAAAUUAUGGAGCAUGGUAUUGAAUGAAGUUGAAGUAAUAAUUUUCCAUGAUCUACAUCAUGUUUAAUUGCAUCAGAUUUGUUGAUACAGCAUGUUAUGUGCCUGUGUCUGAUUUAUUUAAUCUGAGCUAAUAAUGUGAAGCAACUAUGACUAGUAUUGACAAGUGGCUCAUUUUAAGUACCCUUACACCAGACAUUUUACUAAAUGUAAAAUUAGCAUGUGUGUUUGGAAGCUCAGGAAAUGAAGCCAUAAUUGUAACCAAGGAUGGUGAUGUGUAUGCACUUGGUUCAAACUGCAGUGGAUGUCUUGGUCUAGGGGACUCUGAAGGAAACCUUUGGCCAAAGAAAGUGGAUUCUUUAUGCAAAAGAGGUAUAAAAGACCUGGCCUAUGGAAGUGGACCUCAUGUAUUAGCCAUUACUGAAAGUGGGGACCUGUAUAGCUGGGGGCAUAACGGUUACUAUCAGCUGGGAAAUGGAAACACUAAUCAAGGAUUGAACCCUGGACUUGUCACUACAAACCUUAGUGGACUUAAAAUAGUAGAAAUUGCUUGUGGAAGUCAUCAUUCUGUAGCCCUCACUUCUAAUGGUGAGGUUUAUGCUUGGGGACAAAACAGUUAUGGCCAAGUAGGAUCAGGUUCAACAACAAAUCAACCUACACCUCGGAAAGUAGCAGCUGGAAUUGGUGCUAGACAGUGUAUUACCAUAGCUUGUGGACAGACAUCUUCAAUGGCUGUGCUGGAUAAUGGAGAGGUAUAUGGCUGGGGCUACAAUGGAAAUGGGCAGUUGGGACUAGGGAACAAUGCUAACCAAUCUAUUCCAUGUCAAGUUACACAUCUACAGGCAGUAGUAAUACAGAAGAUAGCCUGUGGAUAUGCACAUACUUUGGCUCUGUCAGAUGAAGGGGUAUUGUAUGCCUGGGGAGCCAAUUCAUAUGGUCAGUUAGGCACUAGGAAUAAGGCUAAUCAAGUAACACCAGUUAGAAUUGCUGCUGAAUUUGGGAGAAUUGUGGAAAUUGCUGCCUCUCACUACAACCACAUUUCAGCAGCUUUGACUCAGGCAUGUAAAGUGUACAUGUGGGGACAGUGUCGGGGUCAGUCUGUAACUGUUCCUGAGGUGACUUCCUUUCACUGCUUGCACGAUGUCUUUGCUUGUUUUGCAUCUCCUGCUGUCACCAGCCAACCUAUGGAACUAGAUGUUUGUAUGGUGAAUACAGUAGGAGAUAGCCUUCAACAAGCAUUUGAUGAUCCUAGUAUGAGUGAUUUGAAGUUUUCUAUAGAAGGAAAAGUUGUGCAUGUUCACAAGGCCAUUCUAAAAAUAAGAUGUGAACAUUUUCGUUCCAUGUUUCAAACACACUGGGGAGAAGAUGAGAAAGAAACUAUUGAGAUUACACAGUUUUCUUAUCCUGUGUAUCGAGCUUUUCUAGGUUAUCUUUAUACUGAUAAAGUGGAUUUACCCCCAGAAGAUGCCAUUGGUUUACUGGACCUAGCUAACUCAUACCAUGAAUUACAGUUAAAACGAUACUGUGAGCAAAUCAUCAAACAUAACAUCCAUGUAGAUAAUGUAGCUAUGUUGUAUGUGGCUGCAAUCAAAUAUGAAGCAAAGGAUCUGGAAGAUUUUUGUUUCCGUUUUGCUGUAAACCACCUAACAGCUGUAGCCCAGACAGAUGCUUUUGAUAAGUUUGAUGAGUUGACAGUUAAAAAGUUUAUCUUCAAAGCUGCUCAGCAAGGGGCUUUUAAGUACUGAACUAUAUACAGGACUAUGGAUGUAGUAGGCCUCAUAACAUGAGCUGUUGAUUACUGAGGUAUCUAUCUUUUCUGAUCUUUGUACAUCAUGAUGAAUAUGUUGGUUCAGUACAAGGAAGACAGGGUAAACUAUUUUUGCUGAUCUCACUACAAACAUGGCAUUAUCCUCACAGUUGGUCUGUUAAUAAUGAGGGAUGUUACUGAACUUGGUCAGUCUAUACUGGGAAGUAACUAGAAGAUGACCAUUAUACAUUUAAGUAGUGAUAAUUUGUGGUCUGAUAUGAUUACUGACAAUCUUGAUCAGAUAUUAUAAAUAGCAUGUGCUU